AUCUUGAAGGACUUUAAAUUGGCCUUUCAACACAAUGCGCUAUAGAAAAAUGUACCUGCCAAAUUACUGUUUACACAAACAACCUGUUAAAUCAACAAUGAAUCUAUUAAAUAAAUUUCACAAUUUCUCAGCCUCAAUGAUUCACAAGAUUCUAUGUAAAGUGUGCUUGUACUACUUGGUGUAGCGUAUACAAAUCUAUAAUUUGUGUGCUGAGAAAGACCUGAAAAGGAGACAUCCAUCAUGACGCAUGUAGACAGCUUAUAUUCCUUUAAAUCGCCACUGACAACGCAAAAAGUUCUGUUGCAACAUUUUCCAAACGCUUUUAGAGCAGCAGUGUACCUACUCUACAUCUGUUAAUAAAGUGGUUACCAAACAAAAACUGGACCAAACAAAAGUCUCCUCAUCACAAUGUGUAACUGACAUGGCGGAAGGUUGCGAAGAAACCGAGAGCAAUAGUAGCAAUCGUAACGCUGAUAACGCACCCACCAUGUUGGGCACCGUUUUGCCAUGCGAAGCUGCCAUAACCGCCUCUCUGGGUGUAUCGGGUGGCGGUGUUAUGAAACGUGAAUUUGUCGAUGCCACUAGUGUCUUGGGUGCCCAUCUAACAGCCAGUGUCAGUUUAGCCAGUCCCACCCACUCGAUGGCCUCACCUUCAAUAACAACAACUACAACGGGAUCAAAUCAUAUACCCACCUCCACCACCAACAAUCAGAGACUUACACCCACUCCUAACAAAGGCAAUGCAGCAAACUCUUUGGGUCCCUUAGUCUGUUCCACCUCUGCCCUGCUUUCUUCUUCAUCCUCGUCAUCAUCUUCUUCAUCGUCGUCUUCGUCGAAUUCUUCCUCAUCUUCCUCAACUUCAUUGAAUACAUCAACAACGGCUUCUUCAUCUACUACAGCGGCCAUAGCAAAUAAUUCGAAUACUAAUAAAUCACCUUCAUCGUCACCAUAUUCUAGUGCAGCCAUUGCUUCGUUAAGCGGUAUAUCGCCAAAUUCUCCCGGCAGAGCUACUCCUGGUCAUAAUAGUAAUGGUAGUUGUGGUCUGGCCACCUCUUCGACAAAUGUAACAACAACGACAGCAAAUGUUGCACCACCAGCUGCAGUAGGAGCAAUAACUCCUACCUCAACACCAGCACCUUUAGUUACGGCCAAUAAUUGUUCGUCACCUACACAUGUUGAUGUAGCAUUGAAUAUUAAAACAGAAGCGGAUUAUGACAAAGAAAUACCACCUCAUAAGAUACACUCACCCCUGGGUAAUAGUAUCGCGGAUAUGCCUCUGCAUUAUGCCACCGAUGAAAAGGAUCAUCUUAAGGAAUUGGAAUUUUAUAAAAAUUUAGCUAAGGCCGCCUCAUUGGCCUCACAAAAUAAUAAUAAUAAUAACAAUAACAACAAUAGUAACAACAAUAAUAAUUUAAUAAUUAAUGAAAAAUCACCUUUACCUCAACAUUCAAAUAGCCAUCAUCAUAAUCAACAUCUGCAAAGUGGUAAUAGUAAUAGCCAACAAUUACCCUCACCUGCUACAUCACCGCAACCUAUGCAAAUUGAUACGGAACAACAUUCGCAUCAUCUUACGAUAAAUGAUGAGGAUAAUGAUCAACAGGAUCAUCAUCAUCAUCAGCAGCAUGAGAAAAGACUUGAUGAUGAUGUUCAUAUUUUGACUGAUACUGAUGCUGAAAUGGUGGACGGUCCCACAGAUCAGGCUAAAGCUUCGGCUUUAGCUGCAGCAGCUGCGGCAGCACAAGCUCAUCUAAACGGAACUAUGCAAGAAAUGUUAAAUUUACAAAAAUUACAAAAUCUUUCAACAUUUCAACAAGAACAAAAUGUAGGCAAUAGUGCAGCCACGGCAGCAGCCUUAGCUAGUUUACAGGGUUUGGCCGCCGGCAUAACAGUCAGUGCGGCAGCAGCUGCUCUUAACUCACCCUUAAACUUAAGUGUAGCCAGCAAUGGUGGUCUGCCACAGAUGGCCACGGAUCUUUUGAAUUCGCAUAAAGCCAUGACACAAUGCGCCAGCGGCAGUGCGGGUAAUAGUAAUAGUGGUGACAAUCAAAAUACGACAGGAUCCUCUUCACCACAUGGCAAUAACGCGGGCAUCAACUCAGCCGGUGGACAAUCAGCUUCUUCUACACAAAAUACUCUAGCCAAUGUUUUAAAUAAUGCAGCAGCAGCGGCGGCGGCAGCUCAGGGUACAGCAGCUACCGCCUCACCACCUCCUCAGCUGCAAGCACCACCAGCCAGUAACCAAAUGCCUCAGUUAAUAUUAGCCUCCGGGCAAUUGGUGCAGGGAGUGCAAGGCGCUCAACUAUUAAUACCCACAGCUCAGGGCAUAGCUGUGCAAACCAUACUCACCAUACCAGUUAGUCCACAAAUCAAUACCAACGAACAAUUUCUUACGAACUUUGGAGCCUUCACUGGCUUUCCUCCACAACAGCCUACACAGCCUCAAAUGUUAAGCUCUUCGUCGGCUCAUUUACCUUCGCCUUUGGCAGCACUUCAUCAACCACCCACCUUGCCUCAGCUUGCCCAAGCACCAACGAAUAUACUCAAACCAAAUCUAUUCUCCAACGGAGUGCAACAGCUCUUGGCUGCUUUGCAUCCAGAGUUAUUUGCAGCAGCUGCAGUCAAUCAUCAUCAUCAACAACAGCACCAGCAACAACAACAGCAGCAGCAUCAACAACAGCAGCAACACAACCCUUCACAGCAUGGUCAAGCCAUGUCCAGCCAUCAUCAUGAUUUACACUUGAGAACGUCGAAUGAAAGAUCCCCGCCUUCUUCUCCCACAAAUAGUACAAAAGCAGCUGCUGCGGCCGCGGCUGCUGCAGCAGCAGCUUUUCAUCUGCAGUCUCAGUUGCACAUAAAACCUGAGACCCAACCACAUUUACAUCCUCAUCAUCAUGCUGCUGCGGCGGCGGCAGCUUUACAUCAUCAUACUCAGGCUCUUAGACAUGCUGAAGGUUUGGCUUCACCUAAAUUGGAGUGCAAACCUAAUGUUCACUUAACAGCGGAGACAUCUUCGAAUUCACCUCCACCCUUGGGUAGACAUCAAUAUGGUGGCCACCAUCGUUUGGCAGGCUCCUCAUCGUCGCCUCGUCCUUCGUCCUGUGCUUCCAGCAGUAUGACCUUAAGAGAAAGAGAGUCACGUGAACAACAUUCCAUGAAAAUGAGUCCUUUACGCUGUGGCAGUGCCUCGGGUAGUGGCAUGAAUUUGAGUCAACUAGGCAGUGAAAGAGAAAAGGAACGUGAAAGGGAAAGAGAGCGUGAUCGCGAUAAGGAAAGAGAACGUGAACGCGAAAGUCAUCGAGAGCGAGAUCGCGAUAGAGAUCGUGAGCGUAUCAGAGCUGCUUCACCUGCCACCUUAAAUGCACGCAGUGCGGCCGCUUCACUGGCUAAAGAGGCUUCAAAUGCAGCUGCAAAUGCUGCCAACUCGAAUUCAUCCAUGACAUCCAAUUGCAACGAAAGAGGCUUUUCAUCUCCAGUGGGCUCUAGCUCGGCCAGCCAAAUAUAUCGUACACAUUCUCCCCACCUGUCGCAUCAUUCCCUAAGCCAACAACCUUCACAUACACACCAAAUAUUAGACUCACCGCCACCCAGAGAUUUUCUAGGCAAUGGAGUGGGUUUAAUGUCGGCCUCCUCAGGUGCCACUACAGCCACUUCAACAACAGCUAAUGUACUUAGUAAUAUAAAUAGACUCUCCUCUUCGAAUGGUGAAUUGAGUAUAACAAAAUCCCAUGGUCCACCAACUGCCACCGCUACACGAGCCUCCUCAGCCUCACCCACCUCUCCUGCGGGACCAACUACUAGUUCUCUUUCAAAUCCUUCCUCCUUACAUCAUCAUAAUCCUCAUCAUUCUAUGCAUUCCAUGAAACUAAGUCCCACUACCAGCGCGGUGCUGCAUCAACAACGUGAAAGAGAGCGCGAAAGAGAACGUGAACGUGAAAGGGAGCGUAUGCAGCAGGAUCAAGUACCACCACCGCCUAUGUCACCCAAUGGCACGGAAGGUUCAAUGGGUGCCCAUGAUUUACUAAUGGAUUCACCGAACGAACCCACUAUUAACCAGGCCACCACCAAUAUGGUCGAUGGCAUCGAUUUAGAUGAGAUUAAAGAAUUUGCCAAAGCUUUUAAAUUGCGUCGUUUAUCAUUGGGCUUGACCCAAACUCAGGUUGGUCAAGCUUUGUCGGUAACAGAAGGUCCCGCCUAUAGUCAAAGUGCCAUAUGCAGUGCAUUAGCUGCUCAAAUGUAUGCUGCUCAACUAUCGACCCAACAACAAAACAUGUUUGAAAAAUUAGAUAUCACACCAAAGAGUGCUCAAAAAAUUAAACCCGUUUUAGAACGUUGGAUGAAAGAGGCCGAAGAGAGUCACUGGAAUCGUUUUAAAUCUGGCCAAAAUCAUUUAACCGAUUAUAUUGGUGUGGAACCGUCGAAAAAGCGCAAACGUCGCACUUCAUUUACACCGCAAGCUUUAGAGCUUUUAAAUGCUCAUUUUGAGCGUAAUACCCAUCCAUCGGGUACCGAGAUUACAGGUCUGGCCCAUCAAUUGGGUUACGAACGCGAAGUUAUACGUAUUUGGUUUUGUAAUAAGCGACAAGCUUUAAAGAAUACUGUGCGUAUGAUGUCGAAAGGAAUGGUUUAAAAUUCAAUGAAUUACAACUGGUAACAGUAAGAAAAAACAAUAACAACUAGUUUGAGCUUUAAGCUGUCUUAAAUGAAAGGAGCUAAAAAUGAAAACAACUUAAAAGGAAAUAGAUGUUAAAGCUUUAAAACAACAACUCUAAAUUGUUACCUAAGUUGUUACACAAGAAAAAAAGCUUAAAGCUUUUUAAAAAUGUAUAUAAAGAGAUUUUAAUUAUAACAAUUUCUAUAUAUAGUUAUAAUAAUAUAAAAUUAAGCAAAUAAUAUUAAGAUAGUUUUUUAGAUUUUAAUAGA
Messenger RNA from Lucilia cuprina (Australian sheep blowfly), 4920 nucleotides. RefSeq names its product serine-rich adhesin for platelets (gene pdm3). Lineage: Eukaryota; Metazoa; Arthropoda; Insecta; Diptera; Calliphoridae. Gene Ontology annotation, molecular function: RNA polymerase II cis-regulatory region sequence-specific DNA binding; DNA-binding transcription factor activity, RNA polymerase II-specific. Gene Ontology annotation, biological process: regulation of transcription by RNA polymerase II. The transcript has 13 exons. Bases 422 to 4627 code for a protein of 1401 amino acids. The record is from RefSeq and is a predicted model, not a curated record.